AUGAUGCAGCGCUCGAAUCCCUUCUUUCUCUCCUUGGUUGUCGGCCUCCUGGUUUGCAUAGUACCUCUUACUGCUGCCUUCGCUGUACCGUGGACCACCGAUAACCAAUUCUCUACAACCCAGCGCCAGCAUUCCGCAGAACAUCAAUCGCAUAAGUCACAUAGCAUAUUCCCUAAAUGGACUUGGGUACGAGAUACGGCGAUUGAGAAACUGUUCGGUCUACCUCCAACAGCCAGCCAACCCAGCAACGACAAGCCCACGCGACCAGUCACUUCCCAACUUCCAGCUACCCUUCUUGCGAAAUAUGGAGGAGACGUGGUGCUAAGAUUCAAUUUGAGCUCUGCCGAAGAGGAGACAGCAUUGGCAGAGGCUGCAGAUACGUUGUUUCUGGAUGUUUGGGAAUUUACCAAUAAUUGGGCAGAUAUUCGAUUGAGAGAAGACGAUGUUCCUUCCCUUCUGGGGCUACUUCCAAAGUCGCUACAAAAUGCCUACUCGAACCUGAUGCCCGAUUUGGCCAGGACCAUCUACCAAUCCUACCCUUCUCUAGCCUUCUCCGACUCACAACCACCUUUGAUACGACCCGAUCGUUCCUUUUCCCCUGUUUUGAGAGCAUCAGAUGGAGUUGACAAUAUAUUCUUCCAGGACUACCAACCGUUUUCUGUUUUAGUACCAUGGAUGCGCCUAAUGGCCUCGAUGUUCACUACCCAUGUCCGCAUGAUCAGUAUUGGGACAUCUUAUGAAGGCCGGGAUAUACCAGCACUUCGAGUGGGCGUUUCCCCAAAUCUUCCACAGGAUGAUGAGGAGACCAGGAAGACAAUCAUUAUAUCUGGUGGAUCUCAUGCCCGAGAAUGGAUCUCAGUGAGCACAGUAACAUAUAUUGCCUGGUCUCUGAUCACUUCAUACGGGAAGUCUACAGGGAUUACCAAACUUCUUCAAGAAUUCGAUUUCGUGUUCAUUCCAACUGUCAACCCUGACGGUUACGUUUAUACUUGGGAGAAUGAUCGCUUGUGGCGAAAGAAUCGUCAACAAACUAGUCUCAGGUUUUGUCGAGGACUUGAUCUGGACCGCACCUUUGGAUUUGAGUGGGAUGGGACCACGUACCAGAGUAAUCCUUGCUCAGAAAGCUAUCCAGGAGAUGAACCAUUCCAAGCUGUUGAGUCGCAUCGACUCGCUGAAUGGGCGAAGAAUGAAACAGACAACAAUGGAGUAAAGUUCGUCGGAUUUCUUGAUUUGCAUUCAUACUCACAGCAGGUCUUGUACCCCUACUCGUACUCUUGCAACGCCGAUCCACCAAGCCUGGAGAAUCUGGAGGAAUUGGGCAUGGGACUCGCCAAAGCCAUUCGAAUCUCAAGUGGUGAGCAAUACAGCGUUGCUUCUGCUUGCGAAGGAGCUGUAUCAUCCAGGAAGCUCAAGGGCCAAGGGGGAUAUUCCCGUAUGGAAACUGGUGGUGGAUCUGCAAUAGAUUGGUUUUACCACGAGAUGAAAGUCCGAUACAGCUAUCAGAUCAAGCUUCGGGAUACUGGUAGCUACGGAUUCUUGUUGCCAAAGGACAACAUUGUGCCGACGGGAGAAGAGGCUUUCAAUGCUGUGAAAUACUUUGGUGAUUUCCUGCUUGGGAAUAAAGGGAUUGAAACGACACUAUUCCCUGAGUCCUACCCCGCAGAGCUGCCAGCCGAAGCCUCAGACAGUGCAGAGCAGCUUCUCGAAGUUGAGGAUGAGGUGGAGGAUUACAGCUGGGAGUUGAGACGGAGGAGGAAGUAG
Molecule: messenger RNA, 1761 nt
Organism: Cadophora gregata
Lineage: Eukaryota; Fungi; Ascomycota; Leotiomycetes; Helotiales; Ploettnerulaceae
Gene: ECM14
Product: putative metallocarboxypeptidase ecm14
Exons: 2
Coding region: 1-1761 (586 amino acids)
Biological process (GO): proteolysis
Molecular function (GO): metallocarboxypeptidase activity; zinc ion binding
Source: RefSeq, a predicted model, not a curated record